Molecule: messenger RNA, 1290 nt
Organism: Rubroshorea leprosula
Lineage: Eukaryota; Viridiplantae; Streptophyta; Magnoliopsida; Malvales; Dipterocarpaceae
Source: the annotation of a GenBank genome assembly
CUCACUUUCUUCCAAGCUUUCUUAUAAGCAUUUCAAAUGCUAAAAAGUAGAGUUUCCCUCCAAUACUUCUUUAGACUUGUGAGAGAAAAAAGUGCUUAUAAACAAGUUGAAGGAUAAGCUCUGCCAAACAAACAGUCAUUGAGGGUCAUUAGCUCCCUUGCACUUAUCAGUCAAAUGCAUGCACAUUUGUUAAAGCCAAGGUAUAACACGAUACUAUUUUCAAAUACUUCACAAAUGACUCCCUCCAUGCCUCUUAUCUGCGAAGAUAUCUUAAUCACAAAGGCAGAUAAGAAAUGUUAUAAAAUUGUCUCGUUUGAUGAAGUAUUCCAUAAGUUGAUCAGUACAACCUCCAGUUGAGAGAGCAAAUUUUGGUUCACAAGUUAGAAUUACAUCAUUAUUUGUUUCACAAAAAAUGUAAAGCUCUAAAUGAACAGAAACCUUCUAAAGCUCAGCUAACUCAUUGACAUAUAAUUACAUUUGACAUACAAAAAGCCCAUUUUCCAUAGCCUCCCCUACUCUCUACCUCAUCCUCAUCUUCUCCUAUUGGCAUUGGCAUAGGAUGACUCCAUGAACAUACCUUCAGUCAGUUUAUAUUGGCAUUCAAGGUCAAGAAAGGUAAGCUGGGUGAGGUUUGCAAGUGAUGUUGGGAUUUGUCCAUUAAAAUUGUUAGAAGAGAGGCUUAGGUAACUUAGUUGAGAUAAGUUAUCUAUAGAAGCUGGAAUGGGACCAGAAAACUGAUUAUUGGAAAGGUAAAGAGAGGUAAGUUGUGUGAGGUUUGCAAGUGAUGUUGGGAUUUGUCCGCUGAGAUUGUUUGAAGAGAUGCUUAGGUAAGUAAGUUGAGAUAAGUUCUCUAUGGAAGCUGGAAUGGAACCUUCCAAGUUGCAGCCAAGACUCAGAUACUGCAAUGACUUUAGAUCUCCUAUAGACUCUGGCAAUCGCCUUCCACAAUCCAUUUCACCUAAAUAGAACUGUUGGAGAGGACUGCUCCAAUUGAAACUUGGAAGAUCAAUAGUGAGGUUUCGCUCUCCAAAAGAUCCACUUAAAUGAAAAUUCUUGAGAUUUGGAAAGCGGAAAAUACUGUUUGGAAAGUUUCCUCUUAACGCACUCUCCCAAAGAUCAAGAGUAGUCAAUGAGGAAGAGAGAUUCAUGAAGAAACGAGGAUUAACAGAUGCCAUGUUCACUCCACUAAGCACAAGUUCUCUCACCUCACUCAAGUUAUGAACAAGAUUUUUGAAGGUAGUUGUUUCAAGGAUCAAGUCACAAUUAGAGAGAUUGAGAGAAACUAACUUG